AUGGCUUCUCUUCAACUGUUUGACGAGCAUGAUUGGUCCUGGGCCAAGGGUCAUGUGAGCUCAAUUCAUAUAGGUCAAGUCAGAGUUGUAUCUGCAUCCGGCAUACGAGCUCAAGCUGGCGUGUGCUGGUUUGGAACACUAGGAAAUGCGGAACGCGACGGGAAGAUCCACACUGCUCAACCACCAGCAACCGUUGUUUGUUCAUCGUACAUCAUGGUUAUCAUGGCAUCUUCUCCCCAUGUCCAAGAGCCUUUCAAUCUUGGUGCUAUCCUUUUCUUCUCCGGAAAUGCGAGUGAGUUCCUACUCGCGGAUAUAACUAUAAGUAGGGCAGAAGAUUACUCCGAUAGGGCUGGAAAUGGGCCAUCCGUCUUACUCAGCAACCACACUGGCCUAGCCAGUUUCAGCAAAUCUUCUGACGGCAAGUCUAUCAUCUGGUACAUACGGGUCAGCCCGAUGAGAUUUUUGAAAUUGCCGGAUUUCAUCGCUAGUAGAUGCCGUAACCUCAAAUCUGGGCUGCUCAGAUAA
Molecule: messenger RNA, 525 nt
Organism: Bipolaris sorokiniana ND90Pr
Lineage: Eukaryota; Fungi; Ascomycota; Dothideomycetes; Pleosporales; Pleosporaceae
Exons: 2
Coding region: 1-525 (174 amino acids)
Source: RefSeq, a predicted model, not a curated record